Messenger RNA from Trichoplax adhaerens, 492 nucleotides. RefSeq lists its product as uncharacterized. Gene Ontology annotation, cellular component: catalytic step 2 spliceosome. Gene Ontology annotation, biological process: protein peptidyl-prolyl isomerization; protein folding. The record is from RefSeq and is a predicted model, not a curated record. The transcript is spliced from 6 exons. Lineage: Eukaryota; Metazoa; Placozoa; Uniplacotomia; Trichoplacea; Trichoplacidae. Gene Ontology annotation, molecular function: peptidyl-prolyl cis-trans isomerase activity. The annotation marks the transcript as partial.
CAGUCUGUUACACUGCAUACUGACCUAGGAGAUUUGAAGAUUGAAUUAUUUUGUGACGAAUGCCCAAAAGCUUGUGAGAACUUUUUAGCUUUGUGUGCUAGUAAUUACUAUGAUGAUUGCCAGUUUCAUAGAAAUAUUCCAGGAUUUAUGGUACAAGCCGGAGAUCCUACAGGAACCGGAAAAGGUGGUAAUAGCAUUUGGGGUAGAAAAUUCGAAGACGAAUUUAAUGAUGCUGUCAAGCACAGUAGAAGAGGUAUGGUUUCAAUGGCAAAUAGUGGACCAAACACGAAUGGAUCUCAAUUUUUUAUCACCUAUGCAAAGCAAUCGCAUUUGGAUAACAAAUACACAAUUUUUGGAAAGGUAAUUGAUGGAUUUGAAAUACUUGAUGAUCUUGAGAAGAUUCCAGUCGACGAAAAAUCUUAUCGGCCCCUCCGAAAUAUUCAUAUAAGAAAAAUUACGAUUCACGCUAAUCCGAUAGCAGAAAAUGCAUAA